Molecule: messenger RNA, 3627 nt
Organism: Anopheles nili
Lineage: Eukaryota; Metazoa; Arthropoda; Insecta; Diptera; Culicidae
Gene: Gyc32E
Product: guanylate cyclase 32E
Exons: 17
Coding region: 1-3627 (1208 amino acids)
Biological process (GO): intracellular signal transduction; protein phosphorylation; cGMP biosynthetic process
Molecular function (GO): guanylate cyclase activity; ATP binding; protein kinase activity
Source: RefSeq, a predicted model, not a curated record
AUGGUUCGUAACCGAACAGGAGACGAACUGUACGUGGGCUUUCUCGCUGGCUACGUGCACUCUAAGGUGGUGUUGGGUGCACUACUCCUGGCGAUAGAGACGAUCAACAACGAUUCCUCGCUGCUGCCCGGUAAAAAGUUGCGCCUCCGUGCGGUGGACAUUGGCGCUCAGAAGUCCUUGAAGGCUUUCCCGAUCCAGAAGAUGACCGAAAUGCGUGACAGCGGCAUCGUGGCGUUUAUCGGUCCGGAUGAAACUUGCACCUCUGAGGCGUUGGUUGCUUCGGCCUGGAACCUACCGAUGAUAUCGUAUAAAUGCGCCGAUAUCGCCGUGUCAGACAAGGCGGUGUACAGCAGCUUCGCCAGGACUCUGCCACCGGCAACGAAGGUGUCGAAAAGUGUAGCUGCCCUGCUGCUGGCCAACAAUUGGCAUUGCUUCACCAUCGUGGCUGGAAAACAUCCGGCUUGGAGCAUGGAAAUCGCUCACGCAAUCAAGCUCCAAGCGGAAUCCAACAAUUUGACGCUGAAUCACUUUCGUAUCUAUUCGGAUUACAUUCCGUCGAAAAUCUACAAGCUCCAGCAGAUAGUGGACGAUACUUACCGGAACACACGUGUUUACGUCUUCGUUGGGGAUCACAUCGAAAUGGUGGACUUCGUGCGAUGUCUGCAGAAUCGGAAGCUUCUGAGCACGGGUGAUUACGUCGUGGUAUCGAUUGACGAUGAGAUUUACGAUCCGAAUAUGAAGCGAAACAUCUAUCAAGAGUAUUCGGAUUUCUACCAAAAGUACAUCGGCAUCGCGAAGGAUAAGCACCAGAACCGAAAGCGCAACAACUACAAGGACCAAGAACGGUUGCAGGAAGCGUUCCAGUCGGUGCUGCGUAUUUCGCCGCUCUUUCCGAUGAACCCGAAGUAUCGCAAACUCUGCCACCAGUUUAAACUGUACUCGCGUAAGGAUCCUUUCCACGUGCCACUGCCAUUCAACAAGCACAUUUUCGAUGAGAUAAAGGUGCCCAUCUACGGCGCGUACCUGUAUGACGCGCUCGUCAUCUACGCGCGGGCUGCGACCGAAGUCCUGCGCGAUGGUGGAGACAUCUCCGAUGGAAGAUUAAUUAUGCGCCAUAUAUUCAACCGGUCGUACCACUCGAUCCAAGGAUUCGACGUUUACAUCGAUGCCAACGGUGAUGCGGAGGGAAACUUUUCGGUUCUGGCGCUGCAAAAGGACGACAAGGUGAACAACUCGCUCCAGAUGUCGAUGCAACCGGUGGCGCUGUUUGCGUACGGGGGGCGUAAUGCAACAACUAGUACAACUCUCCCCGAGUUCCGCUAUCUUAACCCGAACCGGCCCAUCAUGUGGCUAAAGGGUCGUCCACCGCUUGCUGAGCCGGUGUGCGGGUUUUACAACGAGAAGUGCCGCCCAAAGGCGAAAGACUGGCGAUAUAUCUGCGGUGCGCUGGUUGUACUUUUCUUUAUGACCAUUUUCACCAGCAUCCUUUUCAAGCACUACCGUUACGAGCAAACGUUGGCGUGUUUGCUGUGGAAAGUGGAUAUGAAGGACGUUAUCCUGAUCACAUCACCCGACGCUCUGUACAACAACGAGUUGCGCAAGAAUCUGGUUUGUCAACAGAGCAUUAUGGUCAGCAACGCGGGAGACUCAAACAAACGCGCUUACACAACCAUCGGCCUUCACCGUGGUAACAUCGUCGCGAUCAAGUAUCUUCAAAAACGCUCCGUUGACAUUACCCGCAACAUCCGCAAGGAGCUGAAGCAGAUGCGCGAAAUUCGCCAUGAGAACCUGAUCACUUUCAUCGGCGCAUCGAUCGAUCAGGGCACGGUGAGUAUACUAACGUCGUACUGUGCCCGCGGAAGCCUCGUCGAUGUCCUCUCGAACGAAGAUCUGAAGCUGGAUCACAUGUUCGUGUCGUCGUUGGUGAGCGAUAUCGUAAAGGGGUUGAUCUACCUUCACGACAGUGACGUCGGUUCGCACGGUAACCUGCGAUCGAGUAAGAUCCUCAUCGAUUCCCGGUGGGUUGCACAAAUAGCGGACUUUGGGUUGCACGAGUUCAAAUCCUGUCAGGAGGAGCCAAGCAAAUUCGAGAAGGAGCUGAGGCGAAGCCUUUGGAAGGCACCGGAGAUCUUGCGAGACCCCAACUGUCUGCCCAGAGGGACGCAGAAAGCCGACGUGUAUUCGUUUGGAAUUGUGCUGUAUGAAAUCAUCGGCCGAAAGGGUCCGUGGGGGGACAUUAACAUGAGAUGGCAAGACAUCAUCGCGAGGGUUAUGUCCCCAGAAGAACUGGGCAUAUUUCGACCAUCACUUCGAGGUAUCGAUGCCCCGGAAUACGUGAUACAGUUGCUCCAUUCGUGCUGGGAGGAAGAUCCAGAGGAUCGGCCAGAUAUACGACUGGUACGAGUGAAGCUGAAACCGAUGCAAGCUGGACUGAAACCAAACAUUUUCGAUAACAUGCUAGCCAUUAUGGAGAAGUAUGCCUACAACUUGGAAGGUAUCGUGCAAGAGCGAACAAAUCAGCUCACGGAGGAGAAGAAAAAAACCGAAUCACUUCUGCUAAGGAUGCUGCCCAAGAGUGUCGCAGAGUCCCUUAAGCGAGGCGAACGGGUGGAGGCCGAAUGCUUUGACUGCGUCACCAUCUUCUUCAGUGAUCUGGUGGGUUUUACGGAGCUGUGCGCUCAAAGCACCCCGUUCGAGGUAGUCGAAAUGCUGAACGAUUUGUACACCUGCUGUGACUUCAUCAUCUCCAGCUACGAUGUGUACAAGGUGGAAACGAUCGGUGAUGCGUACAUGGUAGUUUCGGGACUUCCUCUUCGGAAUGGAGAUCGACACGCGGGUGAGAUCGCCUCGAUGGCACUGCACCUGUUAAAAUCGAUCUCGAACCUCGAGAUACGCCAUCGACCAGGAGAGUUCAUCCAGAUGCGCAUAGGGGUACACUCCGGUCAAUGCGUGGCGGGUGUUGUUGGAUUGAAAAUGCCCCGAUAUUGUCUGUUCGGUGACACGGUUAACACGGCUUCUCGCAUGGAAAGCAACGGAGAGGCAUUGAAAAUUCACAUCUCGUCGGCGACGUACGGGCUUCUGAAGAAACUCGGUGGCUAUAAAUGCGAAGAACGUGGCAUCAUUAAGGUUAAGGGAAAAGGUGAGAUGCGAACGUACUGGCUGCUUGGUGAGGAUGAUCAGAAGCGGAUGGAUCGUUUUGGUUCAAACGACGCUAUUACGAGUUUGAGUAAGUCCAUCCCAGAUUUGCUCUGUACGCCCGAUCAGCCGCAGCCUAGCAUAAGCCGAACGUCGCUAAGGCGUAUGCUUUCCGAUACCAUUCCAGCGCUGCAUCACGUUCAUCAGCAUAGUUCCAGCGAUCAACAAAUUCCGUCGAUUAGUUUUCUCGCACACAACGGCUCGAACUUGGGAUGUUACAUUUGUCACAAGCGAAAGGUGCACGUGGGCAACACACCUAUGGCGGACAGCACACAACGGCUUUCGAUCAUCAACGGAAGCUACGGCGUGGAUGAAGCUAUCUGCACGUGCCGACAACGAAACUGUUUGCUAGAAUAUUACAACGACAAUUUAAUGACUGUUCGGACGAUUCGAGAGCCGCGAUCAGCUCCUCAAAUCACAUUCAUGCAGUGA